CAGGUGUUUGCAGCUGGCAGGCCGAGCCACCGGCAAUGUGAUGUUGUUUCUUUCGUUGUUGGAGAGGAGCGAUCUGUACGCAUCAAUCCAUAGAAAAGUGACUAACGGUUUGGCCCGUCCACCUAUAUAUAGACUUCCACCCAGUGGCGGAGCCACUUGGAGAGGAGGGGGUGCUUUGCACCCCCUUUGGGUUUGGAGAAUUUUUUUUCGAGUAGGGGUAUAUACAAAUUCGAACCAAUGAUCAUUCAGUUGCAGGAAGAAUUUCUUAUCAUUUCGAUCUAGUGAGUUUUGUUAUGUAAUGCACUUUCGUCUUUAUUUAUAGUAAUAAAUUGUUGUCUUUUGUUUAAACUCGCUCUUUUUUUUUUGUAGCUCUACAACAGAGAAAUUUCUUGUCUUUUGUUUAAACAAAGUUGAAAGUGAAGAAGUACCAAUUGAAGUUCACUUGUUUGUUUCACAAAAUCAAUUCCAAAGUACUUCUGAGUUCUAAUUUGUAAUAUUUGAUGAAUGGAAGUCUUGAUUUGUAUGUACUGAACUUAUUUGUUUGACGUUGUAACCGGUGUACGUGAAACUAUUUUAAUGUAAUUGUGUGAAUUUAGAGUAUUGCGUUGUUGACUUUUUGUUUAAUUUAAAGUUGACUUUUCUAUUGUAUAGGCGAUUUUUUAUGAUAUGAUAAAGACACCCCUUGGCCAAUUUCCUGGCUCCGCCACUGCUUCCGCCCAUCAGGACCAUCAUCGCCAUUAAUGUCGGCAAGAAGCAGGUAAAGUUAAUGGGACCAGAUUUAUUGGGGUCGAGUUUAUUGUAGUCUAGAUUGUUGUUAUAUUUUAAACCAAUAGCCGAAAUUAGUUUAUUAAUGGUUUUUUAUUAACAUUUUGAAAAAAAUUAAUUAUAUGUAAUAUAUUAUUAUUAAUGUUUGUGGAAAAAUAUUAAUUAUAUACAUUAAUAUGAACAUUUUGAAAAGAAUUAUUAUGAUAUAAAUGUUGUUGAAGUUUUUGGAAAAUAUAUUAUAAAUUAUAUAAAAUAAAUUUAUGGACACUUUCAAUGGAAUUAUUAAUGACAUAAAAUUUCGUUAUUAAUUUUUUUGAAAUGAAUUAAUAUGAUACAAUAACAUUAUUAAAAUUUUCAAAUAAAUUAGUGAUAACAUACAAGAAUCUUAAGAAUGUUUGUGAAUGAAAUUAUUGAUGGAAUACAAUAUCGUUAUUAACAUUUGACUAAAAUUUAAUUAUAUAAAAUAUCAUUAUUAACAUUUUUGGAAAGAACUAUUAAUUUUAUAUAAAUAUCAUUAUAAAAUUUUGAAAGAAUAAUUAACGAUAUUAAAUUUUUUAUUAAAAUUUGUAAAAAUAAUAAUUGGUAGUACAAAAUACCAUUAGUAAUAUUUUGAAAUGAAUAUAAAUGAUAUAUAAUUUUGUUAUUAAUUUUUGUGAAAAUAAUAAUCAAUAGUGUACAAUAAUGGUAUUAACGUUGGUGGAAUGAACUGUUAGUUGUAAUCAAUAAUAUAAAUUCUUUGAAACCUCACAAAACUGAAACGGCAUAUUAGGUCAACCUAAUCCUAUAUAGGUCGAUCUAAAAGUACAGAUUAGGUCGACCUAAUUCUAUAUAAGGUCGCCCUUAAAGUGCACAUGUAUGUCACCGUAGCAAAGUCCUAUCAUUGGGGGUUCAAGUGAGGAUGAAAGAGAUGACGAUUCAACACCUUUUGAACUGGUCACGCGAAAGGAAGCACAUAAAGCCGCAUCGACUCUUCAAAAAUACGUGAUGCAAUAGGAGAAGACAACACCGUAUACUUUGAGUGCAAUGAGGAAAGUUCAAGAUGAACUUCUAUUAGACUUUAACUUAAAGAAUAAACAAACAACUAUAUAUUCAUAUUUUUCUUGAUUAUCCUAGCUAUAUUAUAAAUUUGUAGAUUAAUUGUAUUUUUAUAAUUAUUAUUUUAUAGAGUUAAAAAUAUAUGUAUUUAUGUAUGUUGGUUUUCAAAAAUCAUUAUCUUAUUAUUUUCUUAAAUUAUCUCAUUUUUACAAGUCGGGAUCGGGGAAAUUAUUUGUUUAUACUAGGUUAUUAAUUUAUCAAUUAUUAAUUUAAAAAGGUUAUUCUGUAUUUGGGCACUCAUUGUAGGAGAAGGUCAAUGUCUACUCAUUGGAAAUCAAUUAUUUAUACUAAAUUGUCUAAUCGGAUGUUUUUAGAUUUUACAAUGCUGCAAUUUAGAAACCAAUCAUGUAUAUAUAAUUGUCCAAUAUGGUGCAUUUAUAACUUAGAUGUCAAAAUGAAGGAAAGUUUAUCACUUCCUUCAUAGACAAAAGGUAGCAUCUUUGUGCGUAUGAAUUCUUUACAAGCUAAUAGUAUUUUAUUUUUUUUAUAAUGCAGGUUAUGAUUUGAUUUUUAUUACAGAACUUUCUAGGCAUUGUUGCAGCCUGCAAUGUCAGGGUUGGUGGUUUCUCAUGUUAUAUCUAUCGUGGUUCGACUUUUAUCUACUCAGGCAUCACAUAUACCUAACACAACAUCUGCAGUCUCUAAAAGAAAACUACAUCUGCAGUGGCUUGUAAGGGAAACAAAUAUCGGAUCAGAGCUCGUGAAUGGAAGGUGGAUCUGUACUCCUCCUUCUUUCUUCUCGUGGCCGCGGUUCACCUGCUCUGCCUCUAGGGACGACGACGACGACGGUGGAUGGACGGGAAAGAGGAAGGAGGGAGCCAGGGAGGCAGUCAGGCAGAGGUGUGAUGCGACAAGGAAGGGAGCUGGGCGGAGGUGAGGAAGGGAACUGAGGGAGAAGGAUUAGCCGAUUAGGUUUUCAAAUUGGGGGUUAAAAGGUUUGGUUUGUCAUUUUGGGGGAAGGGGGGAGGGCGAAUCUUAGGGUUGCUCAGUUUGGGUCCGUUCUCCGGGUAACUGCAGUUAAUCAUCGUCAGUUACCCAGUUACUCGGAUCCUCUCUUUGCCCUCCGAGCACCGAGCGAAGACACUUUGGUCUCAGUUUUUGGUUUUCGAUUAUAACCAACAAUUACUUGUUAACCAAAAAUCGAAUGGCCACCCCUAGUAUUGAGGUGCCGAUUGAGACGUUUUUUGGGGUUCCAAUGUGAAGGAAAUUCGUGUACUUUUUCUCUAUAAAUAAAAUUAGAACAU
Molecule: messenger RNA, 3104 nt
Organism: Linum trigynum
Lineage: Eukaryota; Viridiplantae; Streptophyta; Magnoliopsida; Malpighiales; Linaceae
Source: the annotation of a GenBank genome assembly